Molecule: messenger RNA, 657 nt
Organism: Hypoxylon trugodes
Lineage: Eukaryota; Fungi; Ascomycota; Sordariomycetes; Xylariales; Hypoxylaceae
Exons: 1
Coding region: 150-473 (107 amino acids)
Source: RefSeq, a predicted model, not a curated record
GAGAUGGUGUUGAAACCAGAUUAUAUCGGAAACAUAGAUAGUUAGACAUCCACAUACCAAAAUAACAAGUUACUACGGGAGAAACCAAAUUCUCACCUCUUCAAAACACAUCUCAUACAAAUCAACAAUUACCACAACUACAAUCCACAAUGUCGAACCAAAACGGCGGUCUUCUUGGUGGUCUAGUCGGCGGAGUCGACAAUGUCCUCACAGGCGGCGAGAAGGCUAAGGGCCAAGGCGGUCUCCUCGGAGGCGUCGGCAGCGCUGUAGGCAGCACAACCGAAGGACUCGGAAAGGGCCUUAACUCAACAACCAAGGGAGUUGGAAAUGCCGUAGGCCAAACAACGGAAGGUGUUGGCAACACUGUCGGUGGUGUCACAAACUCGGUCGGUAGCACUGUUGGUGGUGUUACUGGCGCAGGUGGCGCAACUAAGCAGGGCAAUGAUGGUGCAUUUAAGAGCUAUGGUAUCUAAUGUGGGCGGUGAGAUUGGAUUAGAGGUAACAAGUGUACGAUGGAAAACUUAUGAUGGAUAACGAAUUUUUGUAAUGAAUUAGGGCUUGAGAUCAGACUCAUUCGACAUAUUGACCUUUAGUCACUCUUGUAAAAGAUUAAAUUCAACGAGAGCUUCCCAUAUUCAAAGCCAUGUAAUUGUUGAU